UUAAGAAAAGCCCCAAAUCGAGUUAGAGUUCAAAAUCAAAACCCAGAAGAAGAAAAAUGAAACCGUGAUUUUGAGUGAAAUCAAAGAAGGCUCCGAAGCUUCCCAGUCAAAAUGGGUGACACUGAAACCACAAUAAAACUUAUUAUCCACUUUGGAGGAACUGUGAACAGAGAAGGAGAAAAUUACACAUACAAUGGAGAAAUGGGUUGUAAGACAGUUCAUUGGAGAUUGUCUGAAAUUUUAUGGAAGAAUUCUGAUGACUUUUGUAUCAUGGAGGCAAAAAAUAGAGAAUCGAUUAGGUUCAUUUGGUACAAAGAGACAAAGAAGGAGAUGAAGUUUUUACAGUAUUUGUUUGACCCCACAAGUGACAUUGAUAUGGUUGACCUCCGUUUUCUAGGAAAGACAACAGGUGAGCUUGAUAUUUUUUACAAGAUUCAAUUAUUUAUCAAGAUCAGCACAUGGUAGAAGAUAAAAAGUAUAAGGAUUAUAGUAGUGAUGAUGAAGAAGUUGAUAGGCCAAAAGAGGAUGAAGAAGGCUUGGAAUCUGAAGAUGAAAGAUUUAACAAUGUGUCUGCUGAAGGAUAUGAGGCUGAAUUAGAUGAUGAUGGGGACAAAGAAAAUAUGGCUGGUAGAGAAGAGAGUGUGGCUGUGAGUAAUGAGAAUGUGGUUGGUGCAAGAGAAGAAACUUUGAUAGCUUUGAGUAAGAUAGUUGAUGAUGGAGAUGAUGUGGUUUUAGAUGCUGGAGAUGGUGGUGAUGAUGAAAGGUUUAAGUCACUAUUUGAGGAAGGUUCGAGAGCAACACCAGAUAAAGAAUCAUACAAAAAUCUUGAAGAACAAGAAGAGGAACAAAGAGAAGCUGAAGAUAGUGAGCAAGAGUGUGUUGUAGAGGAAGAUGCAGAAUAUCCAGAUACACCACUAGAGUCAGAUGAAGAAUGGGAACAAUGGGAUAACGAGAGAAGAGGGAAAGGGAGUAAAGAAAACACACAUGGGAAAGCUAAGUAUCAUGGUAGUCUAGAUAAAGAGCCAUACAUUUGGUUAUUUCAGAAGUUUCACAGUGGAUUAGAAUUUAAGGACCAGUUGUUGCGUUACUCUUUGAAAACGCAAUAUGAUGUGAAGAUGGCAAAGUCACAAGCAGACAUGAUUGCUGUAGUUUGUUGUGGUGAAAAGUGCAAGUUUAAGGUGCUUUGUUCUUAUGAGAAGCCUAUUAACAAGUGGAUGGUGAAGGUCUGUCACAUGAAUCACAACCACGGAAAAUCAAGUAGAGUUUCAAUGUUGAAACAAAGUGUGAUUGCAGGUUUGUUUAGAGAAGAGAUAAGAAGAAAUAUAAGCUUACAAGCAGCACACAUUAAAGAUGCAAUAAAAGCAAGGUAUAACAUUGUUGUUCCCAUCUCAAAGUGUUACAGGGGUAGACGCAUUGCUUUGAACACCAUUCUUGAAGCUCAAACAACCCAGUUUGGUAAACUGUGGGAUUAUGAGAAUGAACUACGCAAAAGACAUCCUCGUAUGACAACUGAUUUGUGCACUGUUAAUGUCAAUGAUAGAGAGAUGUUUGAUUGCUUCUACAUUUGCUUAGAAGAAUUCCGCAACACUUGGAAGACUUGUUGUAGACCGGUAAUUGGUUUAGAUGGAUGUUUUUUUAAAUGGGAGUUAAAUGGUGAUUUGCGUGCUGCUAUAGGUAGAGAUGCGGACAAUAGAAUGUAUCCAAUUGCUUGGGCAGUUGUCAGAGGUGAAAAUAAAGACACUUGGGGUUGGUUUGUUAAAAAGCUGAAGAUAGACCUUGGCUUGGAGAAUGGGGACAAUUUGACCAUAAUUUCUGAGAAACAAAAGGGUUUAGUGUUUGCCAUAGAGGCUGAACUUCCAAAUGCAUAGUAUAGGAUGUGUGGAAGACAUAUAUAUGCUAAUUGGAAGAAGCAAGG
This is a messenger RNA of Camelina sativa (false flax), 1915 nucleotides long. NCBI's taxonomy places the organism in Eukaryota, Viridiplantae, Streptophyta, Magnoliopsida, Brassicales, Brassicaceae. The record is from RefSeq and is a predicted model, not a curated record.